UUAGGCGAACUAAAAUUCUCUUUCCAAUUUUUUCCACAUUCUAAAAAGCUUCGUGUCACUUUAAUUAAAGCGGAAAAUUUGCACGUGCAUAAUAAAGCGGAUCAUAAUUUGAAUAUUUUUGCCAAACUGUACCUGAUGCCUGGAAAAAUACAGAAAAACGUAUCGCAGUUUGUGAAGCAAACCAAGAAUCCCCAUUUUAAUCAGGAAUUCCAUUUCGAGGGCUUUAGUAAAGAUGAAUUAGAGGCAAUGAUGUUGAGGAUUAAGCUAUUCGAUAAAGGACAGAAGUUACAGUUUACCGAGUAUAUAGGCGAGGUGAACAUUAACCUAUCUAAUUAUGAUUUGCUACAGGAAACCCGGAUGUGGAAGGACCUUGAA
This is a messenger RNA of Lottia gigantea (owl limpet), 375 nucleotides long. RefSeq lists its product as hypothetical. The annotation marks the transcript as partial. The transcript has a single exon. NCBI's taxonomy places the organism in Eukaryota, Metazoa, Mollusca, Gastropoda, Lottiidae. The record is from RefSeq and is a predicted model, not a curated record.